UCACCGCUAUCAAAACAAACACGAUCUAGAUAAUGACUGCCCUUGAAACUUUGCCGAAAUAAAAGACGGAAUGGAGAUUUUUGCGUUCAAUACCGUUUGGAAUAUUAUAAAAACCUUACUUAUACUGUUUCUGUUUUCCAUUCUAUAUGAUUGGGUCCAGAUGCUAAUAUGGAAGCACAAAUACAAGAUAAAAGGUCCCUUCCCCGUUCCUGUAUUUGGAAACUUGUUGACCUACAUCAUGGCCCCUGGUGCCGAUCAUCAGCGAAAACGGAUUGAAAAGUAUGGAGAUGUUUUCGGAGGACCCUCAGGCUCAAUGAAGGCCUUGAACGUUGCCAACAUUGAGUUGCUGAAGAAAAUCAUGAUCAAGGACCACGUUGAGUUCCAAAACCGAUAUGUUUUCCCAGGUGCAUUCGAUCCUCCACCUGCAGAUAAAACAUUGUUAACGAUGGAAGAUGAGGUGUGGAAACGCGUGAGAAGCAUUAUUACCCCAAGCUUCAGUGCCGGAAAACUGAAACAGAUGACCAAACAGAUGAAUUCCUGCGCUGAACUGCUCGUUGCUGGCCUUCUAGAAAAGGCAGACUCAAGGGCUGUCAUAGAUCCAAGAGUACAUUUUGGCUGCUACACCAUGGACGUGAUCGCCAGUAACGCUUUUGGAAUUGUCACUAACGCCUUCAAAAACCCCGACGAUCCGUUUAUUUGGCACGCGAAAAAGAUAUUCUCUACGCCAGUCUUCAAUCCAAUUUUACUUUGCAUGCUUUUGUUCCCGCGCAUUAUGAUUCCAAUUACAAACCUGUUUAAGUAUAGUGCUUACUACCCGCAAGAUUCCAUGGACUUUUUCCGUGACGUUUCAGCUAAAAUCAUUGAACAACGAAAACAAGAUAAUGACACAAGCCGUGUAGAUUUACUCCAACUGAUGCUUAAUGCGGAACACUCGGUCAUUACAGGAUUGUCUGUUGAGGAACUUACUGGCCAGAUGUUCAUAGUGAUUGUGGCUGGAUACGAAACCACCGCCUCCCUUCUGCAGUAUGUGGCGUAUGUCUUGGCGACAAACCCUGACGUUCAGGAUAAACUUAUCGCCGAAAUCGACAACUGUAUCUCUGAAGAUGUCUCGGAGCUGAAGUAUGACGUGAUUCAGGAUAUGCCCUACCUUGACCAAGUUAUCAACGAGACAUUGAGAAUGUAUCCACCACUUGCAGCGAUGAACAGGGCGACCAGCCAUCACAAGGACGUGUUGUUGGAUGGCUAUUGGUUUCCUGCCAACACACUGAUCCAGUACAGCAUUUACAUGAUUCACCAUGACCCUCAACUUUAUCCGGAACCCGAUAAGUUCAUACCGGAAAGGUAUGAUUGGGUCCAGAUGCUCUUAUGGAAGCACAAAUACAAGAUAAAAGGCCCCUUUCCUAUUCCUGUAUUUGGAGACUUGUUGACCUACAUAAUGUCCCCUGGUGCCGACCAUCUGCGAAAACGGAUUGAGAAGUAUGGAGACGUUUUCGGAGGACCCUCAGGCUGCUUAAAGAUCUUGAGCAUAACCAACAUUGAGUUGCUGAAGAAAAUUAUGAUCAAGGACCACCUUGAGUUUCAAAACCGAUAUAUGUUACCAGGUGCAUUCGAUCCUCCACCAACAAAUAAAACAUUGUUAACACUAGAAGAUGAAGUGUGGAAACGCGUGAGAAGCAUUAUUACCCCCAGCUUUAGUGCCGGAAAAUUGAAACAGAUGACCAAACAGAUGAAUUCCUGCGCUGAACUGCUCGUUGCUGGCCUUCUAGAAAAGGCAGACUCAAGGGCUGUCAUAGAUCCACGAGUACAUUUUGGCUGCUACACCAUGGACGUGAUCGCCAGUAAUGCUUUUGGAAUAGUCACAAACGCCUUCAAAAACCCCGAUGACCCGUUCAUAAGACACGCGAAAAAAAUAUUUGCAACGCCAAUCUUCGACCCCAUCUUGGUUUGCAUGUUUUUGUUCCCGCGGAUUAUGAUUCCAAUUACAAAACUAUUUAAGUAUAGUGUUUUCUACCCGCAAGAUUCCCUGGAAUUUUUCCGUGACGUUUCAGCUAAAAUCAUUGAACAACGAAAGCAAGAUAAUGACGCAAGCCGAGUAGAUUUGCUUCAACUGAUGCUUAAUGCGGAACUUCAUGAUGAUGAAAUCGAGAGCGAGUUCACGAAAAGAUUGUCGGUGGACGAGCUUAUUGGCCAGAUGUUCAUAGUGAUUGUGGCCGGUUACGAAACCACCGCCUCCCUUCUCCAGUAUGUGGCUUACGUCUUGGCAACAAACUCUGACGUCCAGGAUAAACUUAUAGUCGAAAUAGAAAACUGUAUUUCUGAAGAUGUCCAAGAGCUGAAGUAUUACGUGAUUCAGGAUAUGCCCUAUCUUGACCAAGUUAUUAACGAGACAUUGAGAAUGUAUCCACCACUUACAAAGAUGAACAGGACGACCAGCCAUCAUAAGGACGUGUUCUUGGAUGGUUAUUGGUUUUCUGCUAAUACUGCGAUCAUGUACAGCAUUUACUUGAUCCACCAUGACCCUAAACAUUAUCCGGAACCCGAAAAGUUCAUGCCAGAAAGGUUUCUUCCAGAAGAAAAAGCUAAACGUGAUCCGUUCACCUUCAUACCGUUCGGACAUGGUCCUCGUAACUGUAUUGGCACGCGGCUUGCUCUCCUCGAGGCGAAAAUUGCCCUGGUGGCUACUUUGAGGAACGUCAAGUUCUCUCAAGUCCCAGAAACUGAGGUGCCUUCGGAAGUUAUCACUCACGAGGUAUUCCUGCGACCAGUCAGACCUGUCAAGGUUGGGGUGGAAAGACGAUCCACCCCUCAGCCUGGUGCCGAUCAUCAGCGAAAACGGAUUGAAAAGUAUGGAGACGUUUUCGGUGGACCCUCAGGCAGCUUAAAGUUCUUGAGCAUAACCAACAUUGAGUACCUGAAGAAAAUUAUGAUCAAGGACCACGUUGAGUUCCAAAACCGAUAUAUUGUCCAAGGUGCAUUCGAUCCUCCGCCUACAGAUAAAACAUUGUUAGCGCUGGACGAUGAGGAGUGGAAACGCGUAAGAAGCAUCAUUACCCUCAGCUUCAGUGCCGGAAAAUUGAAACAGGAUGUCUCGGAGCUGAAGUAUGACGUGAUUCAGGAUAUGCCCUACCUUGACCAAGUUAUCAACGAGACAUUGAGAAUGUAUCCACCACUUACAAAGUUUCUCCCUGAAGAGAAAGCCAAACGUGAUCCGUUCACCUUCAUACCGUUCGGACAUGGUCCUCGUAACUGUAUUGGCAUGCGGCUUGCUCUCCUGGAGUUGAAAAUCGCCAUGGUGGCUACCUUGAGGAAGGUCAAGUUCUUUCAAGUCCCAGAAACUGAGGUGCCGUUGGAAGUUAUCACCCACGAAGUGUUCCUGCGACCGGCCAGACCUGUCAAGGUUGGGGUGGAAAAACGGUCCUCCUCGCAAGUCUAA
Mya arenaria is the source of this 3433-nucleotide messenger RNA. RefSeq lists its product as uncharacterized. The transcript is spliced from 31 exons. Gene Ontology annotation, molecular function: heme binding; steroid hydroxylase activity; oxidoreductase activity, acting on paired donors, with incorporation or reduction of molecular oxygen. Bases 71 to 3433 code for a protein of 1120 amino acids. The record is from RefSeq and is a predicted model, not a curated record. Lineage: Eukaryota; Metazoa; Mollusca; Bivalvia; Myida; Myidae.